AUGCUGGAGCCGACGACGGAUCGCAUGAGGAGAGUGCUUUCCUACAUGCGAGAGCAUCUAAACGAACAGCUAUCAACAGAGCAUCUGGCAUCAAUUGCUUGCUCAGCUUCCGCCAAUUUGGUCGAGCCUUUCUCUGCUGGAAGCAGGGAAACACCCGCUAAAGCUGUGGAGCGUUUGCGUGUCGAGUCGCGAGCGCGCGUUGAACGUGGGGCGGAACCGAUCGAACUGAUAAAGCACCUCGGUUGGCUUCAAGGAUCCGGAGCGGAUGCGCAGAGCCUUCAUCAGAGUUAUCGGGCACCCUCCUCAAAGCAUCAGACGGCUGGCCGCACAUCAGGGUGU
Molecule: messenger RNA, 339 nt
Organism: Mesorhabditis spiculigera
Lineage: Eukaryota; Metazoa; Nematoda; Chromadorea; Rhabditida; Rhabditidae
Source: the annotation of a GenBank genome assembly